Periophthalmus magnuspinnatus is the source of this 3382-nucleotide messenger RNA. RefSeq names its product adhesion G protein-coupled receptor E2-like. NCBI's taxonomy places the organism in Eukaryota, Metazoa, Chordata, Actinopteri, Gobiiformes, Gobiidae. Gene Ontology annotation, molecular function: G protein-coupled receptor activity; calcium ion binding. The coding region runs from base 1 to 3204 and encodes 1067 amino acids. Gene Ontology annotation, biological process: adenylate cyclase-activating G protein-coupled receptor signaling pathway; cell surface receptor signaling pathway. The transcript has 24 exons. Gene Ontology annotation, cellular component: membrane. The record is from RefSeq and is a predicted model, not a curated record.
AUGUCCUCCAGCAACAGAGUCCCAGGCUGGUGCAUUGUUCAGUACCCCUCCCAGGGACUCCAAGAAGGCUGGAGACUCUGCUGUUUGGCCUCUUGUUCAAAUGGGGUGAACUCCAACACAUGGCAGCUGAGCUACAUGGCUACAAGCCCACACCAGCCCACCGCCGCUCGCCAGAGAAGUGCAAAGUCCAUCCUCUGUGAAGGAGCUGAGUUCCAAAGCCCAAGCUGUGCGGAGAGGAGAAUUGUGAAUGGUUUAUUUUUCCAGUUCCAGUUUGUGGUAGCUCCCCCCCCUUCUGUAAACGUUACCACUAUUGCACCAACCCCAUGCGAUCUCUAUAUCAAAUUAACUGAUUCUUGGCGCAACUUUGCAUACACCUUGGGGAGUCACUCAAACUACGACAGUGCUUUAGUGAACCAGUGGAUACGUUUUACGGGAAUUGGAGGCGACCGAAUCGUUAAUACUUGUCAUUGUACAAGUUGUGGUGGUACUGUCUAUACCGUUCAUGUGCCUUUCACAUAUCCCAACGCCAGCCACACUACAGCGACGGGGACUGCCCAUGUGUACUAUUCGACAUGUCAAUAUUUUUCGCUUGCAAUGGAAGUGAUGUAUUGCCCUGAUGGAUUCUUCAUUUACAAGUCUGCGGCGCUACCGGUUGGAAGUUCAGGCUUUGUAACAUAUCAUCACGUAUGCACAGCAAGUUCGUGUGGGCCUCUAGCUGAAUGCACCGAAGCAGGAGGCUGUGUUUGUAUCCCCGGUUACAGACUAGAUUCAAAGACUGAACCUACGCCGGAUUCUUAUGGUUGUUUAGAGAUUGAUGAGUGCACUGAGACGCCAACAAUAUGUGGCUCCAACUCAGAGUGUGUGAAUGAACCAGGGUCGUAUUACUGUCUCUGUCUGACGGGAUAUCAACCGACGAACACUUCACUGGAACCUAGUGGAUCCAACCCAUGUAUAGAUAUUAAUGAAUGUUUGGAACCAGUUUGUGGAGCAUAUGGUGACUGUUCCAACACUGUAGGAAGCUUUAUAUGCACGUGCCACCUCGGCUUUGAACUUAUUAGGAAAGGAAAGCCGCCAUGUCAAGACAUUGACGAGUGUUUGGAAGAAGGUUUAUGUGGUCCAAACUCCAUUUGCACUAAUACACUCGGAGGCUAUAACUGUUCUUGUGAAAUCGGCUACAUACCGACAAACGAAGCCAAGGCGCCGAGUCAGACCAACAUCUGCAUAGAUCUGGAUGAGUGCGAGAGAUUAUCCACAGUGGUGGAUCCCAUCAAAAAAUAUGUGGAAACUGUCUGUGGGCCCAGCUGCAACUGCACCAACACCAUUGGCUCCUACUACUGCACCUGCUUCAGUGGGUACCGCCUCGGGAACCAAAACAAAAUAGCCAGCCGCAGCAAUCCCUGCCUGGAUAUUGAUGAGUGCGUGGAAACACCUGGUAUCUGUGGUCCUGAAACAAUUUGCACAAAUUACCCAGGCACAUUCUAUUGUUCCUGCCCAGAGGGGUACUACCCUAACACGGGCUUGUACUGGACAGUAGGGAUCACCUUCUGUGAAAAUGUUCAACUCAUGCUAACUCAGUUGCAACCCCCAAAGGGAAAGACUAAAGAGGGGGUCUUUUUUGAUAAAAUUGACCAACAACUAAAUAAUCUCACCGAAAUACCAACACCGACCAUUGCGAACAGUUUUUCAGCAAGUAUGGAAGUGGCUGGGGUCGGGCCACGUGCCAGGUCUAGCCGGGUGAGCAGCUCCGGAAACGGUGAAGUGGGUAGCGUCAUUCUAGAACUUUGCGAUCGCUUGGUGGCCACAAUAGUGCCGGACAAUUACAACCAGACCAAUCUAAACGUCAAGAAUUCAGCAGUAGAUUUAAGUCUCGAAUCCUAUGGGUACUCGGGGAACAACAUGAAAAUGCCGCCGCUCGGAGCCAAUGGGAACAGCAUGGAGAUCAAUAUGGAGGAACUUGCUGAAAAUAAUAAUGGUUCUGCAGCGGCUGCCUUCUUAACUCUGAAUGGCAUGGAGAGCCUGCUCAGUCACCAGUAUCUGAAAACAGAGAACCGGACCGAAAUGAUCUCAGAUGUGAUCACCGCGAUACUGCCCAAAAUGAACAACACUAACAUCACAGAUCCUGUCAACUUCACCAUCCAACACAAGAAGUCGAUGUAUGAAGCCGGCAUGAUAACUUGUGUGUACUGGAAAACGGAGAAGGACGAAUAUGGGCUGGUCACCUUCAUGGGCUGGUCGACGGAGGGCUGCACUAUGACCUUCUCCAAUGAGAACUACACCACGUGCAGCUGUUCUCACCUCUCCACGUUCGCCUUGAUUCUACAGAUAGCAGAUCCACCUCCUCAAAACGACUUCCUGGACUGGCUCAACAGGAUCUGUGUCAUUAUCGGUCUUUUCUUCUUCGCUCUGGCUGUUCUGACCUUCCUCUUGUGCAGUUGGAACCCCAAAAUCAACAACACUGCUCGCCUCCACCUGUGUCUCAAUUUAGGCUUAUCCCAUCUAUUGAUGCUGUGGAACGACCGCUAUCUAGAUGACGAGCUGGCCUGCACAGUCAUGGCUGGCCUCCUCCACUUCCUUAUAGUAGCCAGUUUUGUGUGGAUGCUGUUGGAGGCGACACAGCUCUUCAUGCUAGUACGCAAGCUAACCAAGGUACAAGUCAUCAAGAGAGACGGCCUCCCCAAACCUGUGUUGUACAUCGUGGGUUAUGGGGUGCCAUUGAUCGUAGUGGGUGUUUCUGCUCUGGUGUAUUCUGAUGGCUAUGGGGCCACGGGAGAUGCGUGCUGGUUGUCAACAACCAGGAAUUUCAACUGGGCUUUGACAGGACCUGUGGUUGCUAUACUUGCGUUUAACUGCACAUUGUUUGGUGCUACAUUGUGGAGCCUGAGAACCACCUUGGCCAACAUGAAGAGUGGAGCCUCGGAUUCCAAAGAUGCACGGUUAGUGUUGUUCAAGAUCGUGGCCCAGUUUGUCAUUCUGGGCUGUACCUGGAUCCUGGGUCUGUACCAGUCAAACCUUUUCUUCCAAGUUCUCUUCAUAAUCCUGAACUCACAACAGGGGACUUUCCUGUUCAUAGUUCAUUGUGUGCUCAACAAAGAGAUUCGAGAAGAGUACAUCAAAUGGCUGAACUGCUCAUUCAAGAACAAGGAGGUGGACGAUGAGGUGAAAGAUGUGCCGUCUGUGUCUGAAGAUAUGGACAAGACCAAAUAAGAAGCAGAUGAACUAUAAAAUAAAUGAAAUAAACCCUGUAAACCCCAAUAUGAUUAGAUAUAAAUACAUAAAUCUCUGUAGUGUCACUCAACGCUGUAAAGCCAUUUCUGUUUUGUAGUCUCACCAUAGUCCUAUGUGUACAUUUGUUUAUAUGUUGUACAUUGCUAAAGCAUUAUAU